This is a messenger RNA of Hyposmocoma kahamanoa, 3101 nucleotides long. RefSeq names its product F-box/LRR-repeat protein 14 (gene Ppa). Gene Ontology annotation, cellular component: SCF ubiquitin ligase complex. The record is from RefSeq and is a predicted model, not a curated record. NCBI's taxonomy places the organism in Eukaryota, Metazoa, Arthropoda, Insecta, Lepidoptera, Cosmopterigidae. The transcript has a single exon. Gene Ontology annotation, biological process: SCF-dependent proteasomal ubiquitin-dependent protein catabolic process. Gene Ontology annotation, molecular function: protein binding. The coding region runs from base 243 to 1574 and encodes 443 amino acids.
CCGAAUCGAUACGGCGCGCGUCACGUGCCGGCGAGCGCGACCAAUCGCCGCACGCCGUGGCCACAGGGCGGGGGGCGGACGGAGAGGGGACCCUCCUUGGCCCGCGCGUCUGUCCCGUCCGCAGUGCACGAGGAUCAGCGGUGUGGACGGACGUACGUCGCGCGCGUCCGCAACACGAUUUUCACCGAAAACCGGUCCGAUGUGCGGUGUCAUGUUAUAGUGCAGUGCCGCUAGCCAUCGCCAUGAGCGCAUGGACGGAAGAAGUGCUAUCUUGGCGCGAUGAUCGCCUCGGCCUCACCGAGCUGCCCAGCACAACGAGAAGAAAACAACGCAGCGCGCCCUACAGGCUACAUCGGCCGCAUCUGCCCGCGGCUCACGUGCCGGAGCCCCCGCCGGAGCCUCAGGGAACGCACAUCUCGAGGCUCUACCCGGAAAUACUAGCGCUCAUAUUCGAGAGACUGCCGGUGCGAGACCGAGGCCGCGCGGCCCAAGUUUGCCGCGCUUGGCGCGAUGCAGCUGAUCGUAGAUCUGUCUGGCGUGGAGUAGAGGCAGCGUUACAUUUAAGGAGGCCAGCACCUGUUCUGUUCCAGUCUCUGGCAAGGAGAGGAGUGCGGAAAUUACAGGUUCUAUCACUUAGGAGAGGUUUGAGAGAUGCAGUGUCUUCAUUGCCAGGACUAGAGUCGUUAUCACUUAGUGGAUGUUAUAGUGUAACAGACGCGGCGCUUGCAAGCGCAUUCGCGGCAGAAUUACCAGCUUUAAGAAGAUUAGACUUAUCUCUGUGUAAACAAGUGACAGAUUCUUCGCUCGGGAGGAUAGCGCAAUCGCUCAAGAACUUGGAGGAGUUGGAGCUAGGUGGGUGCUGCAACGUAACAGACACGGGACUGUUGCUAAUCGCUUGGGGGCUCAAAAAGCUUCGCAGGCUGAAUCUGCGGUCGUGCUGGCACGUCAACGACGCCGGCAUCGCGCACCUGUGCGGUGGUGGAGAGGCACGUGGGACACCCGAGCUGGAGUACCUGGGACUACAAGACUGCCAAAGGUUGACGGACGAGGCGUUGAAGCACGCCGCCACGGGGCUUCCCAAUCUGAAAUCCAUAAAUCUUUCCUUCUGCGUGGCCGUGACGGACGCGGGAUUGAGACAUCUGUCUCGGCUUCCACAUUUAGAAGAUGUUAAUCUACGCUCAUGCGAGGGAGUGUCGGACGCUGGUGUAGCGUUUUUGGCGGAGAGCGGACGUUUGCGGGCGCUGGACGUUUCUUUUUGCGUUAAAGUGGGUGACGAGGCGUUAUCGCAUGCCACGCUGGGGCUAUCGGGGCUGAGGUCGUUAUCGCUGAGCGCUUGUAGUCUCACCGACGAAGGUUUGGAAAGGGUCGCGCGAUUAUCACAGCUCGAAACGCUCAAUAUUGGGCAGUGCAUCAGGGUGACGGAUAGAGGGCUACGUGCGCUCGGCGAGGGGCUUCAGAAUCUAAAGGCAAUAGACCUAUACGGCUGCACCUGCAUCACGCCGCAGGGUUUGGACCACAUUGUGAAGCUACCGCGACUCAGUGUGCUCAACCUCGGGCUGUGGCAUGUGCGGUGACCACACACACACUAGUGCGUACCCGUGUCGCGACGCGAGUGCUGUGCAGUGACGUCAUGUUGAAGUGAAGGAGCCGCCAAGGUUGUAUGCUCUGGACAGUGAAUAAAUGAAUUAACCAAUUUUAAGAUAUUAUCGAAUUAUAUUGUUAGGAAACGGGGUAGCUUUCUUUUUUUUGAGUUCUGUUUUAGACCACUGCUGUUCUGUUACUGUUGCAUUUAUCGUUUGUUGCAUACAAUUUCUGUGUGUUUAUGUAUUUUCUCGUACUUUCGGUUGAGUUUGUGAGGAAAGUUGCCCCAAUGCCUAGUCGCAAUGUUGAGCUGGACCUUUUUGGGGUUUGUACAUGUUUUUCCUUUACAUUUUCUGUUUAUGUUUGUCAUUGAACGAAUGUUUGCUAAGUUUUUGAGACUGUUGUCUUUUUUUUAUGCUGUACUAAAGCAAAAAGGUCUAGUUUUCCAAUACAAUUGCUCCAUUAGUUAGACGUUUAGCCAUUCUUCAAAUUAUUAAUGUUUUCAGUUCGACCUUCGGCGUCAAGUUGGUUUAUCCAAUUUGUUAUUAGGUUUUUUUUAAUUAUUUUGUGGUACAAUUUUGGGAGACCCGUUGAUUUGUAACCUUAAGACCUUCGCUUAACUGAAGUUAACAACAAAUAUAAAUUGAGAAACAACACGGAAAUGACUGAAUUAGAUAUUUCAAAUAGAAGUUUUUUUUACAAAGUUAAUUACCAACCUCUUGUUAAUUGUUAAACUUUAAGUUUGUGUCUUAGUAAAGAAGAUUCAAUUUGUCAAUAAACAAAGGAUUGUAAAAGAAUCGCACAAAGGAAGAAGCGUAGUAUCGGACGAAACAAUCUACGAAUGUUAAAAUAAGUGACGCAAGCGCAAGUAUCAUGAUAAACAUUGUGACGUAGGUGCUCAUUUAUAUUAAUAUAACAUAUUCCGGCGUAUAUUUUAAAGAUAAUACUGGGUUUGGGGUUAGUCUUGCUAUCUAAAUGAUUAUUAUAAACGUGUAUAUUUUGUAAUUUUUCCAUACAAGCAAACAAGUGAAAUUAUCAACUCAUAAAAACAACACCAAUACGUACACGGUUAUCUGCAGUUCUAUUUUCUAAGUGCAAGCUUCGGAGACUUUCUAGUUUUACGGGAACAGCCGAAUUAAAUUAUUAUAGAGCAACUCUGAAAUUGGGGAAAGCGUCACUUACAAUGUAAAUAUUAUGUUGUGAUACCGAAGUGUAUGUCCAGUACAUGUUUUCAAGAUCAACAUAGAAUAUAAUUCAUAAAGUGACCUUAACCGAAUAUUGACCUUAUAAACUAUUACAGUGAACUUUAAAUUGUAGUGGCGAACUGAUUAAUAUGUCACAUGAUUACAUUAUAACGAAAUAUGUUUACAAUACAAUCGUCCACUUCCGUAAAACUCGAGCUACUUCAGAGCUACUGAAAUUUGUCAUUAAAAUAGUGCUGUAGGAUUGUAGUCUUAAUGAUAACAGGCUCUCUGAUCAAUUUGCCAUUCUGCUUCUGAAAUAAAAUCAGUUUUAAAACC